Messenger RNA from Gastrolobium bilobum, 3048 nucleotides. RefSeq names its product heterogeneous nuclear ribonucleoprotein Q. The record is from RefSeq and is a predicted model, not a curated record. Bases 1017 to 2516 code for a protein of 499 amino acids. Gene Ontology annotation, cellular component: nucleus. Gene Ontology annotation, molecular function: mRNA binding. The transcript has 9 exons. NCBI's taxonomy places the organism in Eukaryota, Viridiplantae, Streptophyta, Magnoliopsida, Fabales, Fabaceae.
UUUAGGGUUUGGAUUUUCAGAGCUUCAUUUUCUAUUCCGUUUUUGAUUUCGCUCGCAUUCAGGUACUACUUUCACCUUUAUUUCUGUUGCUAUAAAUAAUGCACAAACGUAGUACUCCGACCUUAACCUUUUUUUUUUUUUUUUAUGCUGUAAUCUUACAAUGAAAAUAGAAGAAUCAUGUUCAUUUAUUUUAUUGAUACUCAACGAGAUUAGUUAGGCUAUUGUGCAUAAAAAAUUGUUGAAUGCGAAACUCUUGGUGGACGUGUGGUUCUUGCACAGAACAUUAUAUGAAAUUUCAUAGUAAAGGCUGUAGAUUUAUCUGGGGUACAGUAAGAUUGUUUUUCCUAUCUCAAGACAACAGAGAUAAUAUGGCAUAUCUUGGUCUCAAAUUAAACCCAAUCCAAUUUAUUUAUUUAUUUAUUUUUGUCUGAUUUUGUAAUGUUAUGCAGGGAGGACUUCAUAGUAUGAUAUAUUGCUUUUUAUUGGUCUCUCUAAAAUAUGUAAAAUGUUCCUUUUAUGCAUAUUUUUUUUGUAAUGUAACCAUUUAGUUCAGUUUCUUAUUUCUUACUCUUGUUUCUUCCCCCCCUCUUUCUCUGUGUGCAUCGUUCCCCAACAAAUAGUUAAACAAUUAAACUAGCCACUAUUUUUCUGGGCAACUCUCUGCAUCUAAAUUUCGAGGAAUUCUGAAAUUCAUUUCUUCGUAUAUUUUUUUUUUUUUUUUUGUCUUUGAUUGGCCUGUUGAGCAUCGUAAUCCUCUUGAUUUUCGUUCAGAAUUCUCUUUUGCCUGUCUCUUUUACUGUUGUUGCUAUGUUAUGAUGAUUCCUGGAUUUAGAACCAAUCACAUUGCUACUCCUUGUUCCUUACCUCAUGGCACAGUCUCAAUCAAAAUUCUUACUCUGCUAUUCCAUCUGGCCUCUCAUAUUGUUUCCACCUUUCCGUAUUUGCAAUCUCUCUUCUAUGAAUGCUUCUGGCUUCUCUGCUUCCUUCACAGUUGCCCUGCAAGCUUGAUUUUCUAGAUGCAUAAAAUGCCUGGGACAAGACGGAGAGAUGUAUCAGCCCAAAAUCCAGAUUCACCAGAGGGGAACAGCGAGCCAGAAAAACCUACAGAUUCUGAUGAGCAGGUAGACCUUGAUGGGGACAAUGAUCAAGAAGAGACAAUGGAGGAAGAAAUUGAGUAUGAAGAAGUAGAGGAGGAGGAAGAAGUGGAAGAGGAAGAGGAGGAAGAGGAGGAGGAAGUGGUGGUGGAGGAGGAGGAGGAGGAAGAGGAAGAGGAAGAAGAAGAGACUAGGCUCUCAGAUGGUGAAGACGAGAUGAGUGUGCCAGAUACUAAGGAUGAAGUUGAGAAAAAGGAACAUGCUGAGCUUCUUGCGCUUCCACCUCAUGGGUCAGAGGUCUACAUUGGAGGCAUUCCUCAGAAAGUUUCUGAAGAAGAUCUGAGGGUCUUUUGUCAAUCUGUGGGAGAAGUGUCGGAGGUUAGGAUCAUGAAGGGAAAAGAAUCAGGUGAAGCAAAAGGUUAUGCUUUUGUGACCUUCAAGACAAAGGAGUUGGCAUCUAAGGCUAUUGAGGAGCUGAACAACUCUGAAUUUAAGGGAAAAAAAGUUAAGUGCUCAACAUCUCAAGCUAAGCAUAGGUUGUUCAUUGGUAAUGUUCCUAGAGAUUGGAUUGUAGAAGAUAUGAAAAAGGUUAUUGAAGACAUUGGCCCCGGAGUCAUUUCUGUGGAACUGGUGAAGGACCCACAGAGUUCUGGCCGAAAUCGGGGAUUUGCUUUUAUUGAGUAUUACAAUCAUGCUUGUGCAGAAUAUUCAAGGGAGAAAAUGUCAAACUCAAAAUUUAAACUAGACAAUAAUGCCCCAACUGUGAGCUGGGCUGACCCAAGGAAUUCUGAAUCAUCUGCAUCCUCCCAGGUAAAAGCAGUGUAUGUAAAGAACCUUCCAGAAAACAUUACUCAGGAUCGUCUUAAGGAGCUGUUUGAACACCAUGGAAAGAUCACAAAAGUGGUUCUCCCCCCUGCUAAAGCUGGACAAGAAAAGAGCAGAUUUGGUUUUGUACACUUUGCUGAAAGGUCAAGUGCCAUGAAGGCAUUGAAGAAUACGGAGAAGUAUGAAAUUGAUGGCCAAGCUUUGGAGUGUUCACUUGCAAAGCCACAAGCAGAUCAGAAGUCAUCUGGGGCAUCAAAUCCACAGAAGUCAGUUGUGCUUCCCACUUAUCCACCUCGUCUUAGUUAUGGUAUGGUUGGAGGUUCCUAUGGUGCUAUUGGUGCUGGAUAUGGAGCUGCUGGCUUCGCACAACCACUGAUGUAUGGUGCGGGAGCAUCCCCUGCUGGCAUGGCAAUGAUGCCAAUGCUUUUACCGGAUGGAAGGAUUGGUUAUGUAUUGCAACAGCCAGGAUUGCAACAACCAACUACUCCUCAACCGGUAUCCCGACAUGGCAGGAGUGGUGGUGGUAGCUCAAGUGGUGGGAAACGCAGUAGUGAUAAUAACCAUAAUCGCGGUCGUGGCCGAUAUCAUCCCUACUAAUGUAAUUGGCUUCUUAUGGACUUCAAGGAGCUAGGAAAUCGAGCAAUUGCACCAAAGGCUUAAAAGUGUCACCGACUCAAGGCGCGGAGGUCAACCGGUUAAUGCAAAUCGGGGCUGCUUUGAACGAAGUUAUAAUUCUUGCAAGAUUAGUACAUCUUAAAUUAAAGGCUAAGAUUCAGUUUAGUUAUGUGAGCUUUUUAUAUAUUUUAUUAUAUAAAUCUUGUCAUUCAAUUUUUCAUUCUCAAAUUCUUAAAGAGACACCGUAUUGACAGGAAGGACAUGAGAUAAAUCUUACAAGGUUGAUAAAAUUUCAUCAAGUUUUUCGUAUAUUCGGAUAGUGGUUGAUAUAUUUUAUUAUGCUUCCAAUUGUCUUUCUAGGAGAUCGAUGUUAGAAUGAAUAUGGUCCUAUAGUGGAUUGUACAGAAUACUUUAUCCGUACAAAGUCACAUUUGUUUAUGCACCAUUUUAUCACCAGAAUAUAUCCACAUUCAAUCAUGGGUUUAUUUUGGUACUCAAAAUAAGAUUAAAAAAA